Python bivittatus (Burmese python) is the source of this 652-nucleotide messenger RNA. Lineage: Eukaryota; Metazoa; Chordata; Lepidosauria; Squamata; Pythonidae. The record is from RefSeq and is a predicted model, not a curated record.
AUGUUCUGUCCCUACUGGGGCUUCCUGAGUAUCGGCCAUAUCAGACUGACACAUCUUCUUCCGGGCAGCAUCCAUUAUAGGAACAUUCUCCACUAUGUGCCGCCAGCUCCAGAUGGGGUGAUCCGGACCAAUCCAUUCUCCCAUGCUAUCAACUGUUUCUAUCCUAGGUUGUGGAACAUCUCUUCCCUUGGUCUCCGACCGACUUGGAUCCCUUUCAGUUCUACCGUGAUGGACACACAGAGUCUGGCCUUUGCACUGGAAGUCUACGACAGUAGCUGGUCACAACUGAUGCCUGACCCUACUUACUAUCUUGGGGACCUCAUCAACAUCCAGGCAUCAGUAAGAAAGGAUAACCAUGUACCACUGAGAAUCUAUGUGGAUGAAUGUGUCGCUCGCCCAAAUGCAGAAUCCUCUGUGAAAUAUGAGGUCAUCACAAACCAUGGGUGCUUUGUAGAUGGGCAGCACAGCGGCUCCCAUUUUCUUGCCAUGCGAGAAGAUGGGUUUCUCCGUUUCCAGCUGGAUACAUUUACCUUCACUGGAGCCUCCAACAAUCAGGUUAAGAGAGAGGAUGGGAAGAAAUGGAAGUUGAAUUUCUAAAUGUAGAGUUAAUAUUAUACUUGAUUUGUGGCUGGGUAAGAGUUGGGGUGGAAAA